AUGUCAUCAGGAAAGAAGCUUUUGUUAAUGGGUAGAUCUGGUUCGGGAAAGUCAUCGAUGAGAUCUAUCAUCUUUUCCAAUUAUUCAGCCUUUGAUACGAGGCGAUUGGGUGCAACCAUUGAUGUAGAACAUUCGAACUUGAGAUUUCUCAAUAAUAUGACUUUGAAUCUUUGGGAUUGCGGUGGACAGGAUAUAUUUAUGGAUAACUUUUUAAGUGGAGAUUCCUCGGGAUCCAGAAAUGGAAGCACAGGAGCCAAUUCAUCCAACAACGUGUUUAACAAAUGUGAAGUGCUCAUAUAUUUGUUUGAUGUUGAAAGUAAAGAGGUGCAAAAGGACAUAGAGACGUUUAAGCGAGUACUAGGUAACUUGAAGAAGUAUUCACCAGAAGUUAAGAUAUUCAUUCUUAUCCAUAAGAUGGACCUUAUCCAGAUAAAUAAGAGGCAGGAGUUGUUUGACUUGAUGUUCAACAAACUUAAGGCGAUUGCACAGAAGGAAUAUGGAUUUGCUAUUGAGGGUUUCGCUACGUCUAUUUGGGAUGAGAGUUUGUAUAAAGCCUGGUCGUCUAUUGUUUGCUCGCUUAUCCCGAACAUUUCUCUUUAUGAGCAGUACUUAGCAAAGUUGAAUCGUAUCAUGAAUGCACGUGAAAUAAUUCUGUUUGAGAAAACUACUUUUCUUGUGAUUUCAUCGACCAACCGAUACUCAAGCUCAUUGGCCGAAAAUAGAGAGGAGGCAAAGGAAUUACUUAAAGCUGAUGACUUGGAUCCAAAGCGAUUUGAAAAGAUAUCAAACAUCAUAAAAACAUACAAGCAAAGUGUCAAUAAAAUCAGAACGAAUUUCAGCAAUCUGGUUCUUCACGGAAGAAACUCAUCCAUUUUUUUAGACGUUCUUACAUCAAAUACAUAUAUAAUGGUUAUUAUGGAUAAUAACAACAGCAAUCACGGUUCUGGGCCGAUGGGUGUUCAAUACCAGCUGGAGGAUGAAAAUCUUGUUCUUGAGGAUAUAAAGAUUGCAAGGGAUUUGUUUGAGAAGAUUGAAGAUAAGAAAUAG
Molecule: messenger RNA, 1047 nt
Organism: Brettanomyces bruxellensis
Lineage: Eukaryota; Fungi; Ascomycota; Pichiomycetes; Pichiales; Pichiaceae
Exons: 1
Coding region: 1-1047 (348 amino acids)
Biological process (GO): cellular response to starvation; cellular response to amino acid stimulus; positive regulation of TOR signaling
Cellular component (GO): fungal-type vacuole membrane; Gtr1-Gtr2 GTPase complex; nucleus
Molecular function (GO): GTPase activity; GTP binding
Source: RefSeq, a predicted model, not a curated record